Capsaspora owczarzaki ATCC 30864 is the source of this 4866-nucleotide messenger RNA. RefSeq lists its product as hypothetical. Lineage: Eukaryota; Filasterea; Ministeriida; Capsasporidae. Gene Ontology annotation, molecular function: protein binding. Gene Ontology annotation, cellular component: cytoplasm. The record is from RefSeq and is a predicted model, not a curated record. The coding region runs from base 1 to 4866 and encodes 1621 amino acids. The transcript is spliced from 8 exons.
AUGUCGGCGGCUGGCGGGACAAGCGCUCCUUCCGCGUCCUCAUCAUCGGCCUUUGUCGCAGCGCCCUCCUCGACUGCCGCAGCCUCCGCUUCAUCAUCACUAUCCGCUUCGUCCUCAUCCGCCUCGUCCUCACUGUCCUCGUCCUCGGGCUUGGCUUCGGCGGUCUCGGCGUCGCAGCAGCUCGUCAUCCCAAUUGCCCUCUGGAACCAGUCCGCGCCAAGCCACUGCGUCACUUCGCUGCUCGUCACCGAGGACCAGACGACCCUCGUCACUGGCGCCAAGAGCGGCCAGCUCUGCUUCUGGUCGCUGCACCUCCCGUCGCCCAGCGCAGCCAACAGCGAGCAGGCUGCAAAACGAGCACCAACGUCGCUCGCGCCGAGAUUUCUCGCCUUCACACAUGUGGCUGCUGUCAAUGCGUUGGUCGAGUGCAUCUACUAUGUCGACGCAGCUCCAACACACGUUAUUCUGAGCGCAUCGGCGGACGGCGUAAUGGCAAUCUCAGAUCGCUCCAAUGGUCGAUGCCUCCAGUCUGCUCAAUGCCUUCCAGAAAGCCCCACUCAGCUGGAAAUUAUUGCACAAGGCACGAAGGUGGUUUGCUGCGGUCGAUUCACCGACAUUUUGAUUAUUGACAUUGCCACUCUUUCGGUCACACACGUUAUUCAUUCUGUCAGCAAACCUGGCUGGAUUAGCACACUCUGUGUAUGGGAUUGCUUUUCUUCUGCUGGAGUACCCGGUCAAGGUCUGCUUACUGUGUCCAUUGACGGGACAUUCCAACUUUGGGGACUCGAGUUUGUCACACGGACUGGCGUCAAGCCGCCAGAUAGUCCAUUGAGCAUUUUGAGUCUGGAAGGUUGCACACGAGCGACAGCCAUCUGUGUCAACCCUUUCAACAACUCUUCCAUCCUCAUUGUGUGCAACAACGAAUGGAUUUUACUUCCUAGCAACGAUUUUCGCCCGCUUUGUCGGAUGCGUUGCCCAUUGCGCCUUGGAUGGGCGGGCGGCUCGUUUUUCGACGCCGAGACCAUCUUGGCUUGGACCCACGAUGGUAUUGGGUAUCUGUACCGGCUGCCUAGUCUACCAGACCUGCCACCUCUCAGCUUGUCCUCGCAGUCACAGUUUGGCUUUGACAAGGCGCCAGCAAACGCAAUUCCGCAUCAGCCUACCUCCAAUCCUCUUCCUCCUCCAUUGCUUCGCGAGCAAAGCUCUGGCAGCUUCAAUCCCGCGAGUUACCACUUGCGGCUCCUGGGCGCUGCUGGCCAGCUGCCUGGGCAGCGCGCGGAAUCGCAAAAGGCCGUGCUGUGCAACGAAGAGCCCGCUCUGUUGUGCGUCUUCCAGAAAGCCAUGCCACCACCCGAGGAGCAACAACCUGGCUGGGCUGCUGACGUGCCCCAAACACUGCUCCACGGGACUUACCCAGUCAUGCAGUAUCAGCGUCGGCUGGCAAUGGAUGACACGCAGCCAAACUCGGCCGCAAUGUUCACCAUUGACAUGCUCGUGCGCGCUGACGGGCUCGGUCAAGUGCAUGUCUGGAAUGUUGGCAACUUCCUGGACGCCGUGAGCCCGUCGUCCUCUCUGGCCGCAGCCACCGAGUCUGGUUCGACUGGGCUGCAAAGCGCUUCGCCAGUCCAUACCCAAUCGCCGUCUGCGCCUUCCCCAAUAUCCAAGCGGUUGUCACUGAUCUCUGCCAGCAAUCCCGCAGCAGCAGCAGCUGCAUCAUCUGUUCUACCGCGCGGCUCUCUGCAAGCGACAGGGCGAAAGCUGAGCUUGUCCAGAACGUCCUCGGAGUGGUCGUCCAACAUUUUGCUCCCUUUUAUCAACUGCAGCCUCGCAGGCGUGUGGGAGGCUCUUGGAUGGCAGAGCAACAGCCAUCACGGCGUUGACGAGGCAAUCACAGCAACCAUGAUGGUCGAUGACACGCAUGUUGUGCGUGGUUUUGCCAACGGCCACAUUGUCAUAUCCCACAUUAUCGGCAUGUGCCGCUCCUGGACAGGCCUGCCUCCACGUGCCGACGAUCACAUUGUGUGUCGCGCACACACUGAUCGCAUCACUUGCCUGCUCUAUCCCGAGGCUGUCAGCGAUGCACCCCGACAGCGCACUGUCUUUGUGUCUGGCUCGGCCGAUUUUACCGUGCGCGUUUGGAGCGUCACAUCUGGAACCCUGCUCAAGACGUUCGCAUCCCACGGAGGCGAGAUUAUUCGCUUGAUUCAACCGCCCCGCGACUCGCGUGCCUUUAUGCAGAGCUUUGUCUGUUCUGUCGCUCAAGACCACUCUGUCUGCGUGUACUCGUUGUCGGAUUUGCGCUAUCGUCACCAGCUGGGUGGGCACAUCUUCCCGAUUACGACAGUGCAAUGGAGCGUUGACGACGACUACGUUGUGGUCGGGUGCACCGAUGGCACUGUCUACGUCUGGCAACUCAGUACCAAUCAUCUUGAUCGCGUCGCAACCGGCCAAGUUGCCCUGGAUAUCUUGGAAAGUUGCUCGAUGCAUUCCAUUCCGAUUCAUUCGAGUGGUUCCCAACACCACCCUCCGUCGUCAUCGCUCCCAUCGUCUACACCGCACCUGCAAUUGCAACCGUCUCAUCAGCAGCAACUUCUUCAGCAACAGGCUCAAACCCACCACUCCAAGCACCAGCCCCCGCAAUUGCCACAUUUGCCGCCUGUGGACCUCAACGACUUGCCCGACUCUACUGGCUCGGGACAGAAUUCGCCGCGGCGUUCUCGAGGGUUCCCUCGCCUUCCCUUGACUAAGCGCGGGAGCCAGGCAUCCAGUGGCAGCAGCUCCCCCGUUCUGGGCAACUCGGGAAGCGCUGGGUCGUUGCCAGGCGCGGCGUCAAUGUUGCGUGAAGGUCAGACGCUUGAGCACCAGUCCGUUUCGUACAACGUGCCACACGCGCACAUUCACGCCCCUGUUGCUGCCAUGCCUCUUGGAGCCGCGAGCAUCAUCCCCAACACUAUUCCAGCUGUUGUGAUUGGCUCUGCCACCCCUGCAUCGUCGUCGCCCGCAACAACCGGCUCUGCCAAUAACGUCCCAGGCACUGCAACUGCUGCCUCUGCCAGCGCCGAGACUGGGCAGCCACUCAUCCUGCAAAGCCCUUCUCGUCUGCGAGGCAAGCGCGCCAUGGAUUUGUUCUCGCUUCCCGUCACCGAAGAGGAGCCCAGGCUGCCAGUCUUGGUGGUGAACGUCAAGCGAUUGAUUGCCAGCCUUUUCCAGACCUUUACAACCACGAGUCGGUUUGCGGAACAAGACUGGUGGGCCAACCUCCCCACAGCUAUCGCCAAUGUCUUGCUGUCGCACCUGAUUCCAUGGAAUUGCUUACCCAACUUGGAUGCCACCUGCACCAGCAAACUGGGGCUCCACAAACCAACACACCAGCUGUGCUUGGGUGUUGUGGGCGAUGAUGGGCGCAUUUCGUUAAUGUUGCCCGACGCCAACAACGGCUCGAUGCGCUGGCAGUCGUCAGCCCAUCUCUCUGCGCUCUGCUCCAUGUCGGUGAUUACGCUUGCCAACACCUUCAUGACGCUUGGUUCCGAGGUUCGGCGCGAUGGGUGGAGCCAUCUAAUCACCGUCACAUGCGCUCUGCUCCCAGAUCUCUUGCCCAACUUUGUUGAGCCCUCGCUGACGCUGCUUGCUCGGUUCUGGAUGGACGUGCAAACCGACUUGCAGCAGGCAGCGCGCACGCUCGUCUCCCAGGGUCUGACGCGCAUUGGCGAAAAGCAACGUACCAUUCUUGCUGCGCGCUGGGACAAGGUCAUUGAAAGCAUGCGCGAUCCCCACCAUCCCGUGCGAGUGCUCCAUGUUUUGCUGCUCGGCGUGCUUGGGUCUGAGUUCUCGGGGCUGGAAAUGCGGAUUGCGGACAACGUCGCCCGUUCGCUUCUUCGCUUGCUGUUUGAUGACUCGGCCGAUCUCGUUGCCCGCCAGCGCAACCAAAUGAUUGCCGCCGAGCUGUUGGCGGUUGGGUUUAACCUUUGGUCGCAGACCCGAAUCGAUGUACAAACUUUGCUGCGACGAUUGCUGUCGCUGAGCGCUGAAGUGUACCUUCAAACGCAUGCUUCUCCCGCCGCCGCCGCAUCCAACCUCUCGCUUUCGGCCCACUUGAGGGACUCGGGCAACUCGUCUGCCUCGCCUACCAAGCCGCAGACUGCUCCUGGCGCCAAGCCCAAGAUGCACAACUCUGCGCGCCACGCCCUCUUGCUCAUCGCGUCGACCUCACCCGAUGCGUUUGUGCGUGCAUUGAGCAACGAGGUGAUGGGCGCUGCCAAUGCUGGCGAAGAGCGAGAGCAUGCGCUUCGCCUCAUCCAUCUCCUUGUCAACAAGAAGGCGAUGGUGGUUGUGCCAUACUUGGCUCGGCUUGUUGAAAUUGUCGUGCAGUGCCUCGAUCCGAGCAUGCCCACCGUACGACAACGAUGCAUGGCCGAGGCCACCUCCAUUUUGCACGACAUGGUCAAGUCCUUCCGCCACAUUGCUCUUCACACGGCGUCCCAACGAUUGGCUGUCGGUGCACCGGACGGGCCCAUCAUUGUUUACGAUUUGCGCACGGCUUCCAAGUGGCACGCUCUCGAAGGCCACGCCGCAGUUUCCACGGCCAUCGCCUUCUCCCCCGAUGGCAAGUACCUCGCAUCGUACUCGUUUGAUGACCGCGCGGUCAAAGUGUGGCAAGCGAGUACGGGCUUCUUUGGCGCGCUGUCGCACAGUUCCACCCCGUCUCGCACAUUCCCUGUUGCUCGACCCGUUGGCAUGGACGUCGUUUCGUCAGAGGCCUUCCUCGACAGUGUUCGCCUUGCAUGGGUUCAGGCGCCACCUGGUGCUGGCUCCAAACGCAAACUGGAGCUCGUUCGGGGCGGAGAAGAGAUGAGCUUUGUAUUCUAA